UCGGUUCCAUCCGCGAGCAGCCGUUUCUGUCCGCCUUGAGGAAGGCCGUCCUGCGUCGACUCUCUUCCUUUCCCUUUCGGAGAUGGGUGGGUCAAUUUCCCAGCUGGACUCUCAGCAGGAAGAUGAAAGCAACACUGUCCUGCCCCAGAACCCAGCCAUUGACAGCAAGGCUAUCAGCUACUCAAGCAUGAAUAACAGCAAGACUUUUUGUUCCUAUAUGCCUAAUGAAUGCACAGCUAGUACCAGCUUUGUUACUUGUCCUACUUGCCAAGGCAGUGGGGAGAUCCCCCGAGAGCUGGAGAAGCAGCUGGUGGCUCUCAUCCCCUAUGGGGACAAAAGGCUGAAACCCAGGCGCACGAAGCUCUUUGUGUUCCUGACUAUGCUCAUAUGCCUGGUGACCUCCUCCUUCAUCAUCUUUUUCCUGUUUCCCCGGUCUGUUGAUGUGGAGCCUGCAGGCCUCAACUCCUCUAUGGUGGCCUUUGAUGAAGAAAAUAUCCAAGUCAACAUGACAAAUGUCUUGAACAUCUCCAACACUAACUACUACCCUAUCACUGUGACUCAGCUGACCAUCGAAGUUCUGCACCUGUCCCUCAUAGUUGGACAGGUCUCCUACAGCCUCUUCCUGCAUGUUGGCCCUUUGGCAAGUGAACAGAUAUUUUACACAGUAGCCAGCAGGAUUAAGGAUGAGAGCACAUACAAAAUAUGUACCUGGCUGAAAAUUAAAGUCCACCAUGUGCUUUUACAUAUCCAGGGCUCGCUGACCUGCUCCUACCUGUGCCAUUCAGAGCAGCGGAUGUUCCAGAGCUAUGAAUAUGUGGACUGCCGAGAUGACACAUCAGUGCCCCAUCUGCUAAUCCCUCACACACCCUAACUGCCUGUGGUCCCUGGACUCCAGGUACCUGCAAGCCUGGUCCAUGACUGUCAACUGUGGUGCCCAAAGAAGGACUUUGCCAAAGGAAAGUCCUGCUUUAUCAUGCCCAGGCCCUGCCACACCCUUAGCACAAGUUGCUUUCUAUAAUGUUAACAUCACACUUGCAAACACACUCAGUCCUUCAUUUUCUAUGAAUUAUUUUCUGUGUGAGCAUCAGAUCCGAUCUUGGUAUGUCUAAAGGAAAAUCUGACCUCACAUUGUGGCUGAGCAUGCUGGUUGCCCAGUGCCAUCUGGCUUCUUCACUCAGGUUCUUCACCCAGUAAUAAGAAAAUGACUUUGGGGACAUC
Molecule: messenger RNA, 1218 nt
Organism: Dipodomys spectabilis (banner-tailed kangaroo rat)
Lineage: Eukaryota; Metazoa; Chordata; Mammalia; Rodentia; Heteromyidae
Gene: Tmem106a
Product: transmembrane protein 106A
Exons: 8
Coding region: 83-871 (262 amino acids)
Source: RefSeq, a predicted model, not a curated record